Molecule: messenger RNA, 2526 nt
Organism: Bacillus rossius redtenbacheri
Lineage: Eukaryota; Metazoa; Arthropoda; Insecta; Phasmatodea; Bacillidae
Gene: ETH
Exons: 5
Coding region: 103-606 (167 amino acids)
Source: RefSeq, a predicted model, not a curated record
GGGCCCGCAGCGGAAGUGGCGAACAUGGCGAGCGUCGGCCGGAAGUAGCCAGAGGUGCGAGGUACCUGGUGCUCAGAAGGUGCUCGCAGCAGAUCGUGAGAGAUGGCAGCUGAAACGAGCUCCCGGCCGCAGUCCUCGUGCGUUCUCGGCAAAGUCCGCCUCGCAGUGGCGCUGGCGGCGCUGGCGGCCCUGCUGGGCAGUUGCGGGCCGGCGCGCGCCGACGACGGGGGAUUCUUCCUGAAGGCGGCCAAGUCCCUGCCGAGGAUCGGCCGGCGCGGGGACCUGGACUUCUUCCUGAAGGCCGCCAAGUCCGUGCCGCGCAUCGGCCGGCGGGGCUUCACCGCGGCGGAGGGCCGCGACUUCGGGGACAAGCCGUGGUACCGCACCAUGGACACCGUCAUCAGACCGUCCCGGCGGUCGGACCCUGACCCAGAGCUGACCUGGGACAACCUGGACGAGGCUCUGGAGGCGAGACCCGAGCUGCUGCAGCUGCUGUCCAAGGACGCCGGCCUGAUGCCCCGGGACGGACCCGACUACGGCCGCCAGCGCCGCCGCGCCGCGGGCGACCGGGAGCUGCCCGAGGCGCGCCUGCAGCCGGAGGUGUGAACGGCGAGGACACAGGACGACGUCCCCUUCCCCUUCCUCCCCACCGGGCCUCUGACACGCACCCUUACUCGCCUUCCCCUUCUCCCCAGCCACUGACCUACUCCCCCCUCCUAGCAUUCCUUAACCUCCCCUCCGCAGUCGAAGACUCUCUCCCUUACUCGCUUUCACCUCCCGUCCCUCUCUCACCCUUACUCGCUUUCAUCUCCCCAGCCACUUCACCUACUCCCCCCUCCUAACAUUCCUAAACCUCCCCUCCGCAGUCGAAGACUCUCUCCCUUACUCGCUUUCACCUCCCGUCCCUCUCUCACCCUUACUCGCUUCCAUCUCCCCUUGGUCUCUGACGGACCUUCUUACUCGUCUUCCCCUUCUCCCCAGCCACUGACCUACUCCCCCUCCUAAUAUUCCUUAACCUUCCCCUCCGCAGUCGUAGACUCUCUCCCUUACUCGCCUUCACCUCCCAUCCCUCUCUCACCCUUACUCGCUUUCCCCUCCUUCCUCUUGGUCGCUGACGAACUCUUAUUACGCACCUUUCCCUACUCUACCCGAGUCCGCAACCCACACAACCUUAUAUCCGAACAUGUAGCUCAUAAUAGGUUGCCAAAAUUGAUCACCCUAAAAAUAUUUAGUAUUGGCCAACAUUCCUAAACAUGUAAUGGAAGUUACUCACAUGUUUAAUUGGAUUGGAACUACAAAAUGAAUAUUUUUUUGAAAAACUAAAUUAUUGCUGGUACUGAACCUUGGUAACCUAUCACACACCCGUUACUCAAAUUUAAUUAAUUCCUAAUAUUUUCUCAGUGUUAUUAAAUAUGUCUCUACUCUUUUAACGUGUUGUUUGUUUGCUGUAGGUGUGAUACUGGUUUUGUUGCAAGUUAAAAUUUUGUGCAGUUGUUUGGCAGGAAUGGUUGUCAGAAGUCGAGUUCACGACGUCCAGUUAUGAACUCACUUUAAGUGAGCUCACGUAUGUGAAAUGCUUGUCAUUAAAGUUUUACGUCUUCUAAGCAACACAUGCAUCAACUUCCAAGGAAAAUCGGGUGAACUCAAUGAUAAAUUAAACAGUUAUCGUCACUGAAAUAGCCAAAAGGUUUUUCACUGAUCCGAAAUUAACGUUUUUAGUUAAUUGUCAAUGUAAUUUAUUCCAUUCGGAGCAAUUUUCACUAUUUAAAACGUAGUGUUCAGAUGCAGUCACUAUUCCCCGAUACAUCACACAUAGCUGCGGAAUUCGAAUUAAUUUUGGUAUUAAUUUUUUUCCAAAUAAACUAUUUUCAGGGCGUUGCAACUAAUAUUAAAAAAUUAAAAUCAAUUUCUAGUUGUUUUGCCUGGGUCUACAAUAUUCUGAAGGAAAGAUUCUUAUUGAAGUUCUAAAACUGUCCGCGAUGCGCUCACAAAUAGAAAUUUCUUCUACAUUAUUGCGAUGGAUAUCGAACAUCGUGUAUUAUUCUAUAGUGCAUUCCCACUAACUUAAAUACUUUCAUAAACUUCAGAAAAUAUCUAACCACUACAGCAAUAUCUAAUAUACCUCAAAGCCAGGCAUACACCCACUGCGGAUGACAACAUCUUGGAUAAGUAGGUUCAUAUUAUUAAUACAUUUUUGCCAAAGUAAAAUAAAUCAAGGACUGUAUGUGUACAACUAUGCUGUAAUCAACACUAUAUGUAAAUACACACAACAAUUUCUUCAGUGGGCUAAAUUUUAUUUCACUCAAGAAGCAAGAUGAAACAAGUAAAAAAAAAAUAUAUAUACAGUAGUAAUAUUAGUGGCCGAAAAUACAUUUGCCAGCAAUGUUAGUUUAAUUAUAUUUAUUUCAUAUUUAUAUUUAAUUGUCAUGUUGAUUUAAAAAGAGGUAAUGGGUAUGAUGUAGUAAACUUUGUAGUUUUUUGUAAUGUUUAACUGAUUGGAUUUGAAUAAAAUUAAUUUGGACAAGA